Molecule: messenger RNA, 1046 nt
Organism: Amphiprion ocellaris (clown anemonefish)
Lineage: Eukaryota; Metazoa; Chordata; Actinopteri; Pomacentridae
Product: splicing factor, arginine/serine-rich 19-like
Exons: 2
Coding region: 115-480 (121 amino acids)
Source: RefSeq, a predicted model, not a curated record
UCCUGGCAUUUCUCGGUAGUUUUUUGUGCUGCCUGCAAAUUGCAGUGCACUGCCAUUAACUUGAAAUUCCACGGAAAUGUUCAGUGCUGUUUACAGACAAAAAUCCCUAUUUUCAUGCAGUCGACCGUUCAGGUUCUUCAGGCUUCCACUGAUUUCCAGGUUCAUCGGGCUCCAUCUACUUCUACCGAUCCUUCAGCUCCACAGACCUCAGAGAGUGCAUCAUCUCCUCUGGUUCCCCACGGUCCAGAGGUACGUCCUCUUCCUCCUGGCAGGAUAAAGCGCUUCGUGACCUCGCGAUGCAGCACCUCCAGGAGUUCCUCCACUUCCAGCAGCAGCAGCAGCGGGAGAAGCAGGACCAGAACCCGGAAUAGAUCCAGGAGCAGUCAAAGAUCCUGCCCGAACGGUGGUCAAAGGGAGCGUCUGAAAGGAGGCAGGAGGAGGGUGUCUGUGAGAAGAGAGAAGAGACGGAAGAGAACCUGAUGACAGCAGUCACAUUUUCUGCUGCAAAUGAACUUUUCUACGCUGCAUCCACAUUUGUAUCAGCAUUGAAAGGUUGUAAUUACAUUUGAGGUGUUUUGUUAGGUUUGUUGUUUCUCGGUCAAAGUAAUAUUUUAAACAAGGUGUGACAUUAAAGUGACCAUGGCUGAAAAUGCAAGCGACCGGUCGAAUGAAUUACAAACCUUAAACCAAGAACUUUUUGAUGUGGAGGAACUUGUUGAUCCUCAUUCCAUCACACCCAGUGAUUUUCACGAUUUAUUAAAUGAUGUAGAGAGCAAUGACUCGCAUUUUCAUAAUUUACUAAAUGGAAACCCUCAGUCCAGCACAGCUGUUGAUUUCCACGAUUUAUUAAAUGAUGUAGAUGCCUCACCACCACUGUCGUGUUGUUAGGCAUAGGUAAUCAAGCGACACAUUUGUAGAGCUUCAGAACACUUUUUAUAUGCAUCUGGUUCAAAGCCAUUCACAUUACAACACAAGCUCCGGCACAUAACAACGGGCACUUCCUGGUGGGCCUUUCACAAUAAAACAGCUAACACCACAUCCCCCUU